Lodderomyces jiufengensis is the source of this 660-nucleotide messenger RNA. RefSeq lists its product as uncharacterized. NCBI's taxonomy places the organism in Eukaryota, Fungi, Ascomycota, Pichiomycetes, Serinales, Debaryomycetaceae. The transcript has 2 exons. The coding region runs from base 1 to 660 and encodes 219 amino acids. The record is from RefSeq and is a predicted model, not a curated record.
AUGUUGAAUAAAAGGCGAUCUAUUAGAUCGGAAGUUCAAUUCAACAAUGCCUUGAGAGAUACAAAUUUAGUAGCUCAUGAUUCAAAAACUGAUAAGAUAUCAACAUACAUGGUCAAUUCUUGGUCAAUUAUCGAAAAAAAUAGAAAAACAUCAACUAAAUCCAAACAACGUGAAGCUAAACCAAGCACAGUUACAAAACCUAUUACACGCUCAAACUCAGGAUUAACUACAGUUUACAGUUCAAUUACUAGUUCAAAACCGACGGUCAUAAGUCCUUUAUCAUAUUCCAAUAUUGAACAAUCUUCAUCUAUUGUACAAAAUAGAUCAACAGCUGGACCUUUAAAAUUACGGAAAUUACCUAAUGAUCAUAAUCGUAGAUCAAAAAGAAACAAACCAAUUCGAAAAUACGUGGAAUCAGAUGAAGAAGAAGAAGUUGAAGAAGAAAAUGAAAACAAAGAAAACAUUAACUCAAUCACAACAAAUACAACUAAGAAUAAAGAAUUCCAUAUAAAUUAUAAUGAUUCAAAUACUCCAAAAUAUUUAGGAAAAUUUAUAAAUAUUAAAAUUGAUAAUAAAUUAAGACGUCAAUGUAAAUAUUGUCCUAAAAGAUAUAAUGAUUUAAAGGGAUUCAAUCGUCAUUAUGAACGUAAUCAUUUAUAG